UGUCCCCUCCUUGCCUCGGCCGCCUCGCGGCUCUCCAGUGCCUCGACUCCGCCGCCCUUCCUCUCCGCUCUCAAAUCUAAGGACAACGCGCUCGCUGCCGCCGCCGCCCUCUCGGCGCUCCCAUGAUCGCCUGGUGCCUUUCGGCUGUGCGAGGCCUCCACAGAGUUGGUGGUUCCAAGAUUUUACUCAGAAUGACUUUAGGAAGAGAAGUGAUGUCUCCUCUUCAGACAAUGUCUUCCUUUACUGCAGCGGGCAGAAACAUUUUAAGAUGGGAUCUGUCACCAGAGCAAAUUAAAACAAGAACUGAGGAGCUCAUUGUGCAGACUAAACAGGUGUAUGAUGCUGUUGCAAUGAUUGAUAUUGAGGAAGUAACUUACGAGAACUGUUUGCAGGCACUAGCAGAUGUAGAAGUGAAAUAUAUAGUGGAAAGAACCAUGCUAGACUUUCCCCAGCAUGUCUCCUCUGACAAAGAAGUACGGGCAGCAAGUACUGAAGCAGACAAAAGACUUUCUCGUUUUGAUAUUGAGAUGAGCAUGAGAGAAGAUAUAUUUCAGAGAAUUGUUCACCUACAGGAAACCUGUGAUCUGGGGAAGAUAAAGCCUGAAGCCAGACGGUACUUGGAAAAAUCAGUUAAAAUGGGAAAAAGGAAUGGGCUCCAUCUUCCAGAACAAGUUCAGAAUGAAAUCAAAGCAAUGAAGAAAAGAAUGAGUGAGCUGUGUAUUGACUUUAACAAAAACCUCAAUGAGGAUGAUACCUUCCUUGUAUUUUCCAAGGCUGAACUUGGUGCUCUUCCUGAUGAUUUCAUUGACAGUUUAGAAAAGACAAAUGAUGACAAGUAUAAAAUUACCUUAAAAUAUCCACACUAUUUUCCUGUCAUGAAGAAAUGUUGUGUCCCUGAAACCAGAAGGAAGAUGGAAAUGGCUUUUAAUACAAGGUGCAAAGAGGAAAACACCAUAAUUCUGCAGCACCUACUUCCACUGCGUGCCAAAGUAGCCAAACUACUUGGCUAUAGCACACAUGCUGACUUUGUACUUGAAAUGAAUACUGCAAAGAGUACAAGCCGUGUAAUAGCCUUUCUUGAUGAUUUAAGCCAGAAAUUAAAACCCUUGGGCGAGGCAGAACGAGAGUUUAUUUUGAAUUUGAAGAAAAAGGAAUGUGAAGAGAGAGGUUUUGAAUACGAUGGAAAAAUCAAUGCCUGGGAUCUACAUUACUACAUGACUCAGACAGAGGAACUCAAGUACUCUCUAGACCAAGAAAUCCUCAAGGAAUACUUCCCAAUCGAUGUGGUAACAGAAGGCUUGCUGAGCAUCUACCAGGAGUUGUUGGGACUUUCAUUUGAGCAAGUACCAGAUGCUCACGUUUGGGAUAAAAGUGUUACACUUUACACUGUGAAGGAUAAAGCUACAGGAGAAGUGUUGGGACAGUUCUACUUGGACCUCUAUCCAAGGGAAGGAAAAUACAACCAUGCAGCCUGCUUUGGUCUCCAGCCUGGCUGCCUUCUCCCUGAUGGGAGUCGAAUGAUGUCUGUGGCUGCCCUUGUGGUGAACUUCUCACAGCCAGUAGCAGGUCGUCCCUCUCUCCUGAGGCACGAUGAGGUGAGGACUUACUUCCAUGAGUUUGGUCAUGUCAUGCAUCAGAUUUGUGCACAGACUGAUUUUGCACGAUUUAGUGGAACAAAUGUGGAAACUGACUUUGUAGAGGUGCCAUCACAAAUGCUUGAAAAUUGGGUAUGGGACAUUGAUUCUCUCCGAAGACUGUCAAAACAUUAUAAAGAUGGAAGUCCUAUUACAGAUGAUCAGCUGGAAAAACUUGUUGCUUCUAAACUGGUCAACACAGGUCUUCUGACCCUACGCCAGAUUGUUUUAAGCAAAGUUGAUCAGUCUCUCCAUACCAACGUAUCACUGGAUGCUGCGAGUGAAUACGCCAAAUACUGCACAGAAAUUUUAGGUGUUUCAGCUACUCCUGGCACAAAUAUGCCAGCUACUUUUGGACAUUUGGCAGGGGGAUAUGAUGGCCAAUACUAUGGAUAUCUUUGGAGUGAAGUUUUUUCCGUGGACAUGUUUUACAGCUGUUUUAAAAAAGAAGGGAUAAUGAAUCCAGAGGUAUGUUUCAUUUUAUUAGGUUGGAAUGAAAUACAGAAACCUAAUCCUGAAACCUGGGGGAUCUCUGGACGGCAUGGACAUGCUCCAGAAUUUCUUGAAACGUGAGCCAAACCAAAAAGCGUUCCUAAUGAGUAGAGGCCUGCAUGCUUCAUAAACUGGGGAUCUUUGGUAGCAGUCCAUGUCUGGAGGACAAGUCGACAUCACCAUGUGUUACUGGCCUAGAAACUGAAGGGAGUUUGUGAAUCAAAAUUUAAAUUUCUAUUGACUUUGUUUUGUUUUUCAAUUUUAAAAAUGAUACAGAUGUAAAUGGAAUAACAAAUACUGUGACCUAAGACCGCUAGAAAAUAAUUGUACUAUAAAAUUUCAUUAAAAUGGAUUUGAUUUCUUUUUAUAAAAGUUUCAUAUGAAUGUAAUUUGGUUUUUUUACUAUGAUAAUCUAGAUAAUGUAAUGUAAGAGGGCUAAGAAUUUUUAAAUUGAAUCAUAUACAUUAUAUAAUUUGAUCCUUCUUGUAUUUUGAAGUUUUGUACUUGGGAUUUCUGAACUGAUACAUGAAUCACUACAUAUUCCUCUGGUAAAUACUUUCUUGGACCCUGCAUCAAGUUUGAUUUUCAUUCAUACAGUACAGUGUGACCUCUUUGUCUGCACACCUUAGGGCCUGGGGAAUAUACCUCAGUAAUGCAUUUAUCUUUGUCUAUGAGGCCUUGUGAUUUCCAACUUUCUGCCACACUUGAAUUAUGUGCCUCUGUUUAGGUUUGUCUUUUCUGUCUAUAGCCCAGUCAGAAAGUAAGAAACAAUUACGAGUUUUAACUGAACUGGCCUAAUGUAUAGAGCAAGUUUUAUAUUGUAGUAGAGGAUUAGCCCAUUCUCACUGCCAUAAUCAAGACUGUCGCUUUUUGAAAUUUUUGCCAGAUUAAAACACUAAAGCAAGUCCAAGGAUAUUUUUCUAUUUUUCCUUCUUAAAUAAGUGAUAGGGACUUUGCCUCUUUUACUGCCCCCCUCACCCAAACUGUCAGGUAGACAUGUCACAAAUGGCUAUUUAGGAUGCCAUAGGAAGAAAGCUCAGUUGAGGUACAGUACAAAGAGUUGUGAAACUCCAGAAGAGAGUAGGUUCUGGACAGAAGUGUUUGAAGCCAGCUGUUGAGACCCCAUGGGGAAGAGACUCUUCAGUAGCCUGUUUUGUCUGGUGAUUUUUUUUAAGUGAACCUUUGGAUCGCUCUAUAACUCUGUGUACUAUAAGCCCAAGUUCAAAUUUGCAGCGGACUAGUAAACUCACAGUACUUGUUUUUCCUCUAGGAAUCUGUUCAAAACGGAAGCCAAGACAGGAUAAUCCAAAAACAAAGCAAACCAAGAAAAAAAAAACCUUUGAAUGUAUUUUGCAUAGAUCUUCUAGUCGCUUCCCAGUGUGUAUCUGAGGUGUUAUUUUACUGGCCAAGGACAAAAUUAGAACCUUCCUAUCCUUUUGUCCAAAUAGACUUUGAUUUUACUAAGAAUUAUUAUGCUAAGUAAUAAAAUUAUAGAUAACAGGAAAAGUGAAGAGCUCUAGAGACUCAGAAGGAAAUUCUAAGAUUAUUAAAAAAAUAUUAUUGCUAAACAAAUACCUUAAACUUCCACAUGAAAUCUUACCUCUCUCCUGAGACAAUUUGUCCAGGCCUUCUCUCCCCCACAUUCAAUUCAGUGUCACCUUCUUUGGUCCCUAAAGCUGUUUUUGUUGUCUUAGCAACCUGUAAUCACUUACUUGUAUCUUCGUUUUUAUUGUUGUUGUUUAGACUGUUCUGUUUCUAGUUUCAACGAAAACUCUCUUCAGCUUUUUCUAUCACCCAAUGUGUCACAUCAACGAUAACUUUAUCAUGUUAAAUCCUAACUUAUUUCACAUGGAAAAAUUAAUAACUGCUGCACACAAUAAAGCUACAGUAUCAUCCAAGAAAAUGAACUCAUAUUUCUUUAAUAAUUUAAUGUUAAAAUCGAAAUGCAUAUGAGAGCAAAAGCACUAUGGCAUUCUUUUUAUUUAGGGUCCAUAUCUAAUAUUUAAAAUCUACCAAAGAACAGCAACAAAAUUAAAUUUUCACACAAAAAAGUAUUCUUUAGCAUAAUUCAAAAGAACUUUUUUUUUUUAAAACCUUUUUGAUAGUGGCCAUCCAUCUGCUUGCUUUUCUGUUUUGUUUUUUUCAAUCAGAACAUAGGUGUCAUUGAGGCUUCCUGAAUAGUGGAUAGCUAUAAAAAUUGUAAUUGGGCAAACUUCAGAUAUAUGGACUGGGCCACAUGUAAUAAUGUCUGUCUUGCUUAGUGAUCCACACAGUUCAUGCUUCAGGUCUUCAGGGUCUUGUUAUUUUGCUAAGGGUAAGUUCUUAAACAUCUUCUGCUAGUAAUAAUAAAUCAGGCAUGAUUCCUAGAGGUUUAAUUUUAAGAUACUUCAGAGAAGAGAAAAAAAAAGACCUGAUGUUAUGCUACCUAAUACAGAUUUUUUUCCCCCUCUAGUAUAAAUGUUGCAUAUUUCCAAGAUAAAUAACAAAAACUAUUGUUAAGCAUGGAAACCCUGGUGGCAUAGUGGUUAAGUGCUAUGGCUGCUAACCAAGAGGUUGGCAGUUCAAAUCCACCAGGCACUCCUUGGAAACUCUAUGGGGCAGUUCUACUCUGUCCUAUAGGGUCACUAUGAAUUGGAAUCAACUGGAAGGCAGUGGGUUUGGUUUUGUUCCGGAUUGUUAAGAGUUAUUAACGCCAAAAUUGUGCCUUUCAAAAAAAAAAAAAAAAAUUUUUUUUUUUUUUUAAAGCUAGUAUGAUUAAAGAUGGAUACCUGUAGCUCUUUAGACUUAACAAACUACAUUGUAUAAAAAACGUUGUAUAAGAGGUUAAAAUUGAGAAAAUAGCUUUUUAAAGAAAAAUACUGAUAUGUUUUUGUACUUUUAAAAGCCUUAACAGAGAAUGACUUAAUUUUCUAUUUUGCCCGUACCCUUUGUGUAUGAAUUAAAUGUACGUGGAGAUUCUGCCCCCCCACUGGAUUAGCUGGUUUAUGUAUGGCCAUUUUUUUCUUUUUUUCUCAUUCACAAGAAGAAAUUUCCGUGCUCUGAGGAAAUUGCAAUAAAAUACUAAUCCCUCAAACCGGAUUUAAGCUUAGUUAACUAAGCCCCAAACAGUGUUAAAAGAGAAACCCUAUCUCUUUUGAAUAGACGUAGAAACCAAACUGCUCUCUUCCCUUAAGACACCUAUCUCUCAUCUGAAUUUGGAUAGCCCCUCGCAAUUGAAUAUGUCUUGUUUUAUGAAUAUUUGGUGAGAAUAAAAGCAAAAAAGACACACAUUUUCAUUUUCUUUGAAAAACAAUGUCCAAAGUUAAAUUUUCAGUUAUCUUUAGUGGGGAAAUUUUCAUUGGAAGCAAAUCCACCUAGUUAAGAGAUAAUCUAAUAUCAAGUUUACCAAGGUAAAUGGUAAGAAUUUAUCAAAUGUAAAUACUAGAUCAAAAUAGUCUUUCCCAACAUACCCACAGAAACGGUAUAAUUAGAGGCUUUGUAAAAAAAAAAAAAAAACUGUUAAAGACUGAGGCAAUGAACACAACCUCUCCCACCCUCACCAGUGUGUGAUUCUUGAGUUUUUAUUUGGUCGGAUUCACCUUGUCAUUCCCUUUCCUGAUAAAAUAAAGGCCUGAUGCAUCUGAAGUUAAGUCCCCGUUACUAACCUCUGACUUAACAGACAACUGGUACUUGCCCUUUAACGUUAGUAAAUUUGCCCUUACUUUGAAACGAUUGAACCAACCCCUAAAAAUUCAUCAUCACAGUCACCUUCGCUUGCUGCACAUGCAGCUUUUAAAUCAUUGGCUUCGAGCCUUUUCUUGCACUAAAAAAAAAAGAGCCCUUUGCCAUCAAGUUGUUUCCAACUCAUAACAACCCCAAAGGACAGAGUGGAACUGCACCACCAUGACUCCAAAAAGAAAAGGUAAGGCUAAAUAAGAACCUUAUGCAUGUGUUCCAACUUACCUGCAAAUUCUUAAAGACACACUUAGGAACAGAUCUCAUUUGUAACCUGAGGACUACUUGUAUUUAUGUACAAGAAAAGGGAAGGGGUGAAUCUAAAACAAGCUCUCUUGUUUCUGCUCACAUGAGCUGGCACCACUCUAGCUGCUUAUUUCAUAAAGUCUGGAGGCUCACCUAAACUUUUACUCUCUUCAUAAAACGUCUCUAGCAUUAGUAAUGGGAGAAGUUUGGAGGGCGGAGCCAGCAUGGUGCUCUAGACAGUGAUGAGAGAAGCUGUAUGGCUAAGAGUGGUUUAAAGAAACAGUGUUCAUUGAAACCAACAAGAUACUCGACAUCUUUAUUGACAUCUUUGUGGCUAAGAUGGAGGAUAUGACUGGGUGAUAGUGGAGCCAGGUAGAUUCCUAGCUACUGAAACAUCCCUGCCUGAGGGAGUCGAAUAGUGAUUCAGUGUUUUGGACAAAGACACAAGGAAUUCCAUAGAAAGGUAUUAUUGAAUGUACAGAUAACAGCUGGAAUGGUUACAUAGGGUAACAUUAUUAAGAUAUAAAAUCAUUUCAAUGGUGAGACAAAUUUAAGGUGAAAUGGGACUCAUCCUGUUGCCACAGUAAAAGAAAGGGUGUUAGUGGUUUGAACCGUGUCCCCAAAAAAUGUGUAUUGAAAUCCUGGCCUCCCCAUACCUGUAAAUGUUAUCCUGUUUGGAAAGAGGAUUUUCUUUGUUACGUUAUCUAGAAUAUUCCUGAGUAAACACCAAACCCAUUGCCAUGAAGUGAAUUCUGACUCAUGGUGACCCUAUAGGACAGAGUAGAACUGCCCCUAUAGGGUUCCCAAGGCUGUAAUCUUUACAGAAGCAGAUUGCCACAUCUUUCUCCCGUGGAGUGGCUGGUGGGUUUGAAUUGCGAACCUUUUUGCUAGUAGCCGAAUACGUAACCACUGUGCCACUGGGACUCCUUAUACCUCAGUAGGUGGAUUCUAAAUGUAAUCAUUUCUGAGUUAUAAAAACAGCGGAAUGAGCACAGAGACACAUGUGGGAAAAGACAGAUGCCAUGUGAUAAUUGUCUACAAUCCAAGGAACGCCCAGGAACCAAGGAAUGCCCAGGGCUACCAACAAGGAAAGGAUCGACACCACCAAGAACCUGAUUUGGACUUUUAGCCUCCAUAAGUGUGAGAAAAUUAAUUUCUGCUCUUUAAAGCCACCAUUUGUGCUAUUUGUGUUCAAGCAGCACUAGGAAAUUAAGACAAGGGGAAACCUGACUUGAUAGUGGUAUUUGGGGAGGAAAAAAGACCUGGCAGUUAAUUUCACCAAAUUCCAAAUAAAACCCACAGUACAACACACCUAGGAGGAAAGAACUAAAGCCUUUUAAAAGUGUGCUGAUACAAGCAAGUGACCAGAUCAAAAGAAUAAACCCUCUGUACUCUGAUAUGGUAAGAUCAGUCACGGCUAGAAUAUCAUGUUCCAUUCUAGCUGCCACGUUAUAAGCUGACUUUGGCCAAGUAUAGAGUGUUCGGACGAGCAGGAACAGGAUGGCAGUGACUUUGAAAAUAUUUUUCAAGAGGAAUACAUAAAACAUUUCUGGAAAUUCAGUCUGAAGAUGAGAAAAUUCAGAAAUACAUGUGAUAGCUGUUUUCAGAUACUUAAAGGGUAUGGUAGAGGGAGUAGAUGUAUUCUGCGUUGCUUUAAAAGGCAAAGCUUAGAAAAAUGGUUGGAAGAGGUUUCUAAUAUCACUGCUUAACGGUAGAUUCUGCAGCUGUUAACGGUAUUCAGCCAAAACCUGUGACUGCCACAGAUGCUACAGAGGGAAUUCCUCCUUUGAUUAGACAUUAGUCCCAGAUCAACUUUGAAGACUCCUCCAAAGCUUAAGAUGAUUGGAAAAACAUCACUCAGGUGAAACGUUUAUAUUACUAGAUCUCAGAAAUGGCAUUUAGGUGGUUGCAACUCCCUCUUAAUGUAGCUUCCUUUACCGUUUAAGUGCUAUCUUCCCACCUAUAAUCAACCAGAGCUUAUCCAGAGGUGAAUUAUCAGUCGUCCUGUGGGUAAUUUGGGAGCUGAGGAUGGAAGAGUAACAGUUGUUUGUGACUGUAUAUAUAAUGAAGCCAAAACACCCAUUGCCAUUGAGUCGAUUCCAACUCAUAGUGACCAAGGAGUCUUAGAGAAUGAAUAAAGGCUAGUUUUCUUCCCUUAGAGGAGUUACAGUUGCUCUCUGCCCAUUCCACCCACCACUGUCUUCAUCACACAUACACAAAGGCAAAAAUCUGACUCGAGAGCCCAGGUUUAUUAUGCACAUACCCUACCAUAUUGUGAUCUCUUUGAGUCAUUGUUUCUAUCCUCUGUCCUACACAGUCUUUGACUCAUAGUAAAUAACUCAUCGAAUUUGUAAAAUAAGUAUACCUUCUUUAAAAUUAUCUUUUGCUAUAAAGAUGCAUUUUUCUAAAGUGACUGCAAAAUGUCUAAUUUGAAAAUGAAUCUAACUCCACAUAGAGAAGGACUUUUCCAUCUGCUAGGGACAGAUUUCUACAUGAAAGGUCCCUUUUCCUUAGUGUACUGAAAGGGCUUCCGCAUGAAGGCAAUGAAAGAAACAUGCUUUUGUAAAAGAAAAGUUGCGGGGGGAGCGGUGUAGACAGCGUUUCCAAAAGAUCCCUCUACUACUUAGUCUAAAUUUACAAAUUCUUAAUCUAGAAUUUCUGGUUCCCUAGGAGGGAGGGUCUAUGAAAAACGCAGGGGAAGAAGAUGUCUCAUGACUACCCUGAAUUAAAAUUUUGGUGUACAUGGAUCUGUUUAUUUUUCUGAAGAGAAGGUGCUUAGCUUUAUCAGGAAAACUUAAUAACUGUCUUAACCAAUUUGUUUUCAAACUUUUGUUUUUGAAUUCAGUUCACAAACCAUUUGUAAAAUGUCCAUGGUGCAUCUGGCACUGUGCUUGGCACUGAGGAUACAAAAAUGACAAUGCCGAACUUAAGUUGCUCAGUGUAGUGGGGAAGGCAAGUAAGUUCAUAGUACGUAAAGAUAAAUUAUAAAAGUACGUAUAUAAAGCUUCUCUGUUCUUUUUCCAAAACAGUGGCUGACUCAAUUAUGCAAUUACACCUUUGUGUCACAAAAUCGUAUAUGGUUACCAUGCCACCUGCCACCACAGACCUUUAUUUUUAUCAAAAUAGUUGCUUUUCUCUUUUCUACAUUUCACCAGAAAAGCCUAAGUGGAGUUCUUCCAUCUCUGUUAUAUCCAGGAAUUUCUUUGGUCCUGUGGUUAAAGGGCUCACAAAGAAGAGAGGAAAAUAUUCACUUCAACUAUUUUUAUGUAUUGUGGUCAAAUGCUUAUAAACCUAUAGCCGUUAGAGGAAUAAUAGGGGCCUCAUCUUGGCCUGAUAAGCAUUAUAUACCUAAGAGUUACUGGUGCAUCCUGUCAAUCUAUGAUACAGUCAAUCUCUUAACAACUAAUUAAGUGGAUGAAUAAAAGAUGGAAAAAAACAGGAUCUGGGACUGGACUUUAAACUUGCACCCCAUUUUUUGCAUUUCCUCAAUCAUAUAUUUCAGAGAGCUCCUUUAUGUCUGUCCAUCAGACCCGUGUAUUUAUUUUCUUGGAUUUCAUUUAUUUGUAUAAUUAUUUAAAUUUUUUAUGAGAUAAUAAGUGCACAUAUUACACAAUGCAAAGGGUACAAAAAAUAUAGAUAGUGAAAAUUAAGUCUCCCUCCCAUCCUUGUCCCUUAGGUACCCAGUCACUUCCCCAGAGGCAACCAGUUUUUUUUUUUAAUAUCUUUCCAGAGAUAUUCUACACACAUAUAAAAUCAUAUAUCCUCCUCAGCCCCAAGCAGUAGCAUUCUAUACACAUUGUUUUGUACCUUCUUUAUCAGUAUUUAGAGAUCUGGCACAUUUUAAUUGAUGAUUGCCUAAUAUUCUCUUGGAGCCCUGAUGCACAGUGAUUAAGAGCUAUCACUGCUAACCAAAAGGUCGGCAGUUCAAAUCCACCAGCCGCUCCUUGGAAACCCUAUGGGGAAGUUCUACUCUGUCCUAUAGGGUCACUGUAAGUCUGAAUCAAUGGCACCGGGUUAGUUUGUAUUGGUUAAUACCCCAUUGUAUAAAUGUACCGUAAUUUAAUCAAUCCCCUACUGAUGGCCAUUUAGAUUGUUUUCAUUCUUAGAACGUUACAAAUAAUGCUGCUAUGAUUAUCCUUGUAAAUAGGUCAUUUUCCACAUUUAAAAAAUAAUUUUUUUAAGUAAAUUGCUGGUUCAAAGGAUAGAGGCAUUUUAAAUGUCAAUAAAACCCACUGCCGUCGAGUCGAUUCCGACUCAUAGCAACCCUACAGGACAGAGUAGAACUGCCCCAUAGAGUUUCCAAGGAGCGCCUGGCAGAUUUGAACAUCCAACCUCUUGGUUAGCAGCUGUAGCACUUAACCACUACGCCACCAGGGUUUCCACAAUGUCAAUAGAUACUGUCAAAUUAGAGCCGUGUUUUUUAAUGUUGCUUACCAGAGCGACACUGAGGCAUUUACUAAAGGUAAAUGAAGAAAGUGAUGAUAGCAAACAAAGCAAAAACUCUCUGGCUUGGUAUUUACAUUGCUUUCUUCACCAUGAGGACUAAAGGUUACUUCUUUUAGAAAGUGGUAGGACUGAUUCCAGACAGGAAUUUUCUCUCUCUCCCUUAAUGAUUGAGUAGGUACUAAAAGGACUGCAUCCCACAACAAGGUAGUCACCAGUCCCUUUGUAUUCAGGUCAAAGUGGGAAAAACCAAAAGGUUGAUUUUGUGACCCCCUUCCCAAAUCAGAUCCCUUUCUAUGGUCUUAAACAUUUGUGUGACUGACAAGUAGGACUUCUGUUAUAAUUCACAAUGCUGUCACUGUUCUAAACAUGCACAUGGCCUACUCUGUCUCAGCUGCAAUUAUAAAAUCUUCAGCCAGAGACUAUUAUCCUCUGUUUAGUUCAGUCAGGACACAGUUUGGGGUCAGUGAAUUUCCAACUGGGAUCAGGUGGCAAUAGAGAAAUUUCUCAGACAUUGUCCAUGAAGCCUAUCUACACCCUGCUGUGUUUCCCCCUUUUUGGGGCCACCUAAUCUGAAGCCCUGGUGGUACAGUGGUUAAAAGCUUGGCUGCUACCUAAGAGGUUAGCAGUUCCAAUCCACCAGCCACUCCUUGGAAACCCUGUGGGGCAGUUCUACUCUGUCCUAUAGGGUCACUAUGA
Loxodonta africana (African savanna elephant) is the source of this 11228-nucleotide messenger RNA. It is a transcript of the gene NLN, whose product is annotated as neurolysin. Gene Ontology annotation, molecular function: metalloendopeptidase activity. Gene Ontology annotation, biological process: peptide metabolic process; proteolysis. The transcript is spliced from 13 exons. The record is from RefSeq and is a predicted model, not a curated record. Gene Ontology annotation, cellular component: mitochondrial intermembrane space. Lineage: Eukaryota; Metazoa; Chordata; Mammalia; Proboscidea; Elephantidae. Bases 123 to 2207 code for a protein of 694 amino acids.